Messenger RNA from Solanum pennellii, 1687 nucleotides. Its product is annotated as cytochrome b561 and DOMON domain-containing protein At5g47530-like. The record is from RefSeq and is a predicted model, not a curated record. NCBI's taxonomy places the organism in Eukaryota, Viridiplantae, Streptophyta, Magnoliopsida, Solanales, Solanaceae. Bases 264 to 1469 code for a protein of 401 amino acids. The transcript has 3 exons.
AAAAAAGUAAGCAGUCAACUAAUCCCUCCAACUCUCCACCACCAAUCUUUACCAGUCUAUAAAGCUCUAAUCAGAGUUCCCCACUUUUCUUAAUCAGACAUUUCAAUUUCUUGAUUCUUCAAUAAUCUAAUACCCGCAAAACCAAAAAUCCCCCCCCCCCCCAAAAAAAAAAAAAAAACAAAUUCUUCAACCAUUUGGUUUUUGUAGAAUCAAGAAAAGGGGGAAAAUAAAAAUCCAAUCUUGAUAAUCAACAACAAAAAAAAAUGGAUAGUAAGCUCUUAACAAGUAAUUUGGUGUUGUUUUCAUCAAUCUUGUUAACUCUAUUUACUUUUUCAUAUGGUCAAAAUUGUUCAACUCAUCAAUUCACAAACAACAAUAUUUUUUCCACUUGUAACCCUCUCCCUGUUCUCAACUCUUUUCUUCACUGGACUUAUUACCCUGAUAAUCACACAGUAGAUCUUGCUUAUAGACAUGGUGGUGUUACUGAAUCUUCUUGGGUAGCUUGGGCUUUGAAUCCUGUUGGUACAGGAAUGGCUGGAUGUCAAAGUUUAAUUGCUUUUAGAAAUUCUAGUGGACAAAUUCAUGCUUACACUUCACCUAUUGCUGGUUACAGUACUGACUUGUCAGAGGGUGCUUUGAGUUUUGGUGUGCCUAGAAUUUCAGCUGAGUUUGUUGGGAGUGAGAUGAUUAUCUUUGCUACUUUAGAGCUUCCUACUGGUAGGUCUAGUUUUACUCAGGUGUGGCAAAAUGGUGCAGUUUCUGGACAAGUUUUACAAGUACAUCGAACCAGUGGUGAUAAUCUAAGGAGUGUUGGAACUGUGGACUUUGCAAGUGGACAGACCUCAGCUGAUGGUGGAGGUAUAUCAGCUAGUGCUAGACAACGACGAAGAAAUAUCCAUGGAGUGUUGAAUGCAGUUAGUUGGGGUGUUUUGAUGCCAAUGGGUGCUAUAUUUGCAAGGUAUUUAAAAGUGUUCAAGUCAGCUAAUCCAGCUUGGUUUUAUCUACAUGCUGGUUGUCAAACUGUUGCUUAUGCUGUUGGUGUUGCUGGAUGGGGCACUGGUCUCAAACUUGGUAGUGAUUCUGUUGGAAUUAGAUACGACACUCACAGAAACAUUGGAAUCACUCUCUUCUGCCUUGGAACCCUUCAGGUUUUCGCUUUGCUAUUGAGGCCAAAGCCAGACCACAAGUUCCGACUCUACUGGAACAUCUACCAUCAUGUUACUGGAUACACCGUCAUCAUUCUCAGCAUCAUCAAUGUAUUUGAAGGAUUUGAUGCUUUAAAUGGACAGAAAAACUGGAAAAAGGCUUACAUUGGAGUGAUCAUAUUCUUGGGAGCCAUUGCUGUUCUAUUGGAAGCCAUUACUUGGUUCAUUGUCAUUAAAAGGAAAAAAACAUCAGUCUCAGACAAAUAUCCUCAUGGCAAUGGCACUAAUGGAUAUGCCAGCAGGUCGCAUGACCAGACCGCGUAAAUAAAUAUGUGUUCUCUCUAAUAAUAAAUAUUACAUAGUUUUCGAAUUCUUUAUAGAUAAUGAGGCAUGAUUAUUUAUGUUUUAGUUGAGAUUGAUAUUAAUCUAUGAUGUUUGGCAUCAGAUUUUUGGAUAUUUGAUUGCUAGAUUUAGAUUCUCUUGUUUGUAAUUUGUUCUUGUAUAAUAUAUACACGUUGAGUACCACUUAUUUCUAGUUUAAA